AUGGCGCAAGAAACUGGCCCGCCAAAUUACAUAUCUCCUGAUACCACAACCCGCUCUCCAGAUUGCAUCAACAUGAGAAAUCCUCGAAAUAUAAUUGGUUGUUCGGAUGUUUCACGAGAAAAGAUAGGAAAGAGGAGAAAACAGGAGCAGGGUUUGAAUGAUAGAUUGGUAUUAGAGGAGUUGGGUGACCAAGGAGCUAGCUCAACGAGAGUUCUGGGGAGAUUAAGAGGCCGGGGAGAGAGAGUGGGCGGGACAGAAAGCGUGUAA
Molecule: messenger RNA, 267 nt
Organism: Botrytis byssoidea
Lineage: Eukaryota; Fungi; Ascomycota; Leotiomycetes; Helotiales; Sclerotiniaceae
Exons: 1
Coding region: 1-267 (88 amino acids)
Source: RefSeq, a predicted model, not a curated record